AUUUGAACUUGAAACCGGUUUAUGAAAAUUACUACGCGUUUAUUUCAUUCCAACGCUGGCCAUCGUAUCACAUUAUACUUAAAAUCAGAAGUAACAAGUGUAUUGUACGAUACCAACGUUGUUGUGUUUUUUACCCAAAAAAUUAUGGUUGAAAUAAACUUGGAAGACCCCGUUUUGAGGGGGUUUCUGUUCUACGUGAGUGUUUUGGUGGCUAAAGUAUUACUGAUGGCAUUUCUAACCGCUAGGCAGAGAUUUACCAAGAAAGUUUUUAUUUCAUCGGAAGAUGCAUCAAUGGCUACAAGGGCUUUACAAAUGCGAGAUGCUACAGUCAAAUAUGACGAUGAUGACAUUGAACGAGUUAGAAGAGCACAUUUGAACGAUUUGGAAAACAUUCCGGCGUUCAUUUUUAUCGGAUUCGUUUACGUUUUGACAAAACCUGAUCCAUUUGUAGCCUUGAAUAUAUUCAGGCUUUACACAUUGUGCAGAAUACUCCAUACGAUUGUUUACGCUGUAUUUGUCAUUCCUCAACCUAGCAGAGUCAUUGUUUGGACAAUCGGUUAUGCAUUAACGUUUUAUAUGAUCAUAAUGAGCGGUGUAACUUUCUUUAAUCCUUAAUUUAUAUAUGUAUUAAUAAUAAAGAAUCUAAAAACAAAAUGAAA
Molecule: messenger RNA, 659 nt
Organism: Planococcus citri (citrus mealybug)
Lineage: Eukaryota; Metazoa; Arthropoda; Insecta; Hemiptera; Pseudococcidae
Product: microsomal glutathione S-transferase 1-like
Exons: 3
Coding region: 22-615 (197 amino acids)
Cellular component (GO): membrane
Source: RefSeq, a predicted model, not a curated record